Molecule: messenger RNA, 3108 nt
Organism: Macrosteles quadrilineatus (aster leafhopper)
Lineage: Eukaryota; Metazoa; Arthropoda; Insecta; Hemiptera; Cicadellidae
Product: mesoderm induction early response protein 1-like
Exons: 2
Coding region: 266-1240 (324 amino acids)
Biological process (GO): negative regulation of transcription by RNA polymerase II
Cellular component (GO): nucleoplasm
Molecular function (GO): histone deacetylase binding; transcription corepressor activity
Source: RefSeq, a predicted model, not a curated record
CUCUCUGCAGGAACAAAUUUCCAAAAAUCUCUAAAAUGGGUGUGUGUUGUGUUUGUUGAAGUGUUUAUUUAUUAACUGUCGCGAUUAGGCGUUUGUUGACAAGGAUGUGUUGGAGCUUUUGAUAUAGUCUACAAUAUUUAACAAGUUGAUGGGCCAGAGCCGGACGACCACUGCCUCAGAUAGGCUCAAUCCACCACACGGACUACCUGCAAGUUAGACGACCUGCCCGGCAAAUAAUAAGUACCGUAUUGUAUAUUAGUUAAAAAUGGCAAAUAAGAAAGAAACAGACUUUGAAACGAGAUCUGAUGAUGAGGAGGAGGACAAAAUCCGGCUGCAAAGACCGUCAGGCGAGGCCUCGUCUCGAUCUUUGAGAUUACGUUUGUCUAGGCCUCAGAGUGAGGAGGAAGAUGAUGACUACGGAAACGGAGGUGAAGAGGAGGAGCUGAAAAAAACAAUCAUGAUAGGAAGUUCGUAUCAAGCGACAAUUCCCGAAGGGUUGUGUAAAUACGAUGAUGCCUUGCCAUAUGAAAAUGAUGACAAAUUGCUUUGGAACCCAGAUAAGCUGACAGAUGAGGAUAUAGAGUCGUAUCUGGUAAAGGCUCAGGAGCCGAUAUUUAGUAAUGCUCAAGGAGUUCAUGCUAUUCCUACCGGAGCUCAUACAAGAGACGAUGAGCAAGCGUUGUAUCUCCUACUGCAAUGUGGGUACAAUGUAGAUGAGGCACUACGUAGGCGAAGACUAAAUGCCAUCCCCACCUCCGACACAAGCAGUUUGUGGUCUGAGGAAGAAUGCCGCAACUUUGAAAACGGCCUACGAGCUUUUGGUAAAGAUUUUCAUCAAAUUCAUCAAGAUAAGGUAAGAACGAGAUCUGUUGGAGAACUAGUACAAUUUUACUACCUUUGGAAGAAAACAGAACGACACGACAUCUUUGCCAAUAAGGCGAGGUUAGAGAAGAAGAAGUACACUUUGCAUCCUGGAAUAACAGACUACAUGGAUAGAUUUUUAGAAGAACAGGAAAGUGGAAUAAGUUCCGAGCAGAGAGAUAGAAGUGCUUCUCCGAAUCAUUCUCUGAGUGCGAGCGAUUCUAAACGGAAGCAACACAUCGAAGAUAAGAAGGAAAGUGCUUUAGCAAAAGAAAGCACAUCAGGCAGUGUUGAAAUUACUGUAACUAAAACAACUUCCUCCACUGUUAGCCCCAGUAAAGUGUCAGUCCCGUCUGCUUCGGCCACGAUCACUCAAUGAACUGUUUAUGCAAAUAUGGUUAUAAAUCAGAGUACAAAUAGUCUUAUUUUAUAUCUAUAGAUUGACUUAUAGCUGAAACUUGCACAAUAUCAUAACUUUUAAUUCACUAUAAUUAAAAUAAAAUAGGCCUAUGCCUUUUCUUCUUAUAUCUUUAUUUCUUUUACAGAAUAAAUUGUAAUUGGUCAAUAAGUUAUCCUAUUGCUUAGACCUGAGUGUAAAUUAUUUUAUUGAAUAAUAAACAUUGAGAAAACAAUGCAAACUGCUGUAAUUGUAUAAUUUUUCUGUAAAAUUUUUUACAACUUUUAAAAGUUGAUUUUCUCAUUUAAGGAAUGGAUUCACAAUGCAACCUAAAUACUAUAUUCUGCCAUAAAUUGGCAUUACUGUAUUUGUAAUGCAAUAGACUCCUCAAAAACAAGGCCGUGGCGUUGGUGUGUGACAACAUAUCGGCCGGCCUGUUAUCAUGGCAUUAAGAGGAAUAACGUUUUACAUAAACAUAGCACAGACGCUCCAUCAUCUGUUUGCUCCAUUAUCUGUUUCCGUAGGCUGAAAGUUUGGCAUUGCCUCUGACUUGUAUUAGAAGAGCCAUGGUAAUCCUGUAGUACUUUUUGCAGCAGUUUCAACAUUUUAAAUUAGAGAUAUACAAAAACUAGGUUUUGUAAUACCAUACAGAGGAAAAAUAUUUAGGGUAUACAAAGUUUAUUUUUGUAUGACUAUUCCUAUGUCUUAAACUCAUAUCUAUUAUAGAUUGUAACUAAGGACGAGAUAACUUUUAUGUAGACCGAUCAUUAUUUGUAGGCCUAAAUGAUUAAUCAAAACUUUGAAUACAAAACAAAGUUAGAAUAUGUUGUAACCAAAUCUACUCAUAAUCUAAUGUAUUAACCACAGAGAAGGGAGGGUACAGAGGAAAAAUUCAAUGGUACACUUAAAUGGUGUCUAGCUCUAGUGCUGGUGUCUUGGGCAAGUCCAAGACUGUUCCCUUGCUCUCAUGUAGUACAAUGCUCAUAAGAAUUUCCGCACAGUGUUCGCUCGGUCUCCUCUUUGCUCAUGACAAGUAUAUUUUCGGCAAAACAUGCCAGAUCUGAAAGUGCACGGUAGGGCCUAAGUGUUUCCUCUGUAUCUUACUUCUCUUUGAUCUAAUACAAAAACUAUUACCAAUGUUAUGAAACAUAUUACUGAAAAUCAAAAUUAAGACACAAUAAUACUAAGAUUAUGGAAAAUAAAUUAUUACUGAAGUGUGUGCUUUUAAAUUAAAGUCAUAUAUGUAAAAUGGGGUUUUCAUAUUAUUUUAUAAGGUUAAGCAGAUAUUCUACCAUGAUAACUAUUUUUGUAUUCAUUUUUAAUCGUGUUCCAAAAUUUUAGCUUAUUUUAACAGUGUAGUUUAUUAAAAAUAUUUUAAUUAUUGUUUUUAUAGGUUUUAAUAGUUUUUAAAUUAACAUAAUACUUGUUGGGGUUUCACUAAGUAUGUAAAUAAUCAAGUCUGUUAACACACCAGUUACUAAUUUGUUUUAUUGUAAAUAAAAAUAAAAUAAUAAGGUACUCGAAUAUUCAUGCGUCUGGGCAUUCUGUGGCAAUACAGCAUUGCAAAACACAUUUAGGCCUAAAUCAGUUAAAAGUACCCUUAUGAAGCCAUUUCACAAAAGAUUUGUAGGUAAACCUUUUCUAAUUUUUGAUUAGGCUAUUGCAAUGUUUUAUUUGUCCUCACUAGCUAUUUUGUAAAUUGUCAAGUUGUCAGACUGGUGUGUUAAAAAUAUUUUUACUGUUACAUUACAUCAUAUCACAGUAUACUGUAAAUCUUUCACAUCCGAUCUCACUGUAAAUAUGUGUAUCUACUCAAAGCAAGCGUUUGUCAAAAAUAUUUUAAAUAAACA